Messenger RNA from Saccostrea echinata, 508 nucleotides. RefSeq lists its product as uncharacterized. The coding region runs from base 97 to 414 and encodes 105 amino acids. The record is from RefSeq and is a predicted model, not a curated record. Lineage: Eukaryota; Metazoa; Mollusca; Bivalvia; Ostreida; Ostreidae. The transcript is spliced from 3 exons.
GCACUCUACACACGGAAUCUGGUAAACAACAUCGGAGAAUUUCAAAACAACAAAUAAGCUUUACUCUCCGCCACCAAGUGACGACUGUUUAUAAUUAUGUUGCUUGUUUGGGUCUUCGUUUUUGUUUCCGGGUUUGUCUGGCUGGCCGAUGGGUCUUGUUUCUUUAUGCAGCAACCUCCGAGAAAUUUAAACGGCUGCGUAGAUAAAACAGGUCAAGUGAUUGGCUUUAAUGAAACAAGGUUCGACUACGACGAGUGUUUUUAUUGUUACUGUGGACGUGGCGCAUUACAUUGUUGUGGGCUUGGCUACAACGCGGGAGUCAUGGAAAGAGAAGGAUGUACGUUGAAGAGACUUGCUCGCUGUGAUUUUAUGUUUGUCAGUAAAGAAGAUGGCGUGUCAGAAUGUACGCAUUAGAUGGUUACAUAAAAAUGGACUAGAACUUUGUAAGAACGGAGUAGUAUAAAUUCAAAUCUCAUUCAUACACUCAUUAAAGAAAAUGAUAAAGUAA